Messenger RNA from Meriones unguiculatus (Mongolian gerbil), 2716 nucleotides. RefSeq names its product sorting nexin 8 (gene Snx8). NCBI's taxonomy places the organism in Eukaryota, Metazoa, Chordata, Mammalia, Rodentia, Muridae. Gene Ontology annotation, molecular function: phosphatidylinositol binding. Gene Ontology annotation, biological process: retrograde transport, endosome to Golgi. The record is from RefSeq and is a predicted model, not a curated record. The transcript has 11 exons. Bases 56 to 1435 code for a protein of 459 amino acids.
UGGGCGGGGCUGGCCAGCGGGCGCGGGAGGAAGUCACGUGGGCGCGCGGGCUCACAUGACUGGCCGCGCGAUGGACCCGCUGCCCUCGCCGGCAGUCGCUGCGGCAGCCGAGGCGGAGGCUGGCGAGGAGGCGGAUCCGCCGGCGACAGGCCCCCGAACAGUCCAGGUCACCGAGUGGUCGGGCCUGGAUCCCAGGCGAAUGCAGAUGCCGCAGGGGAAUCCGCUGCUGCUGUCCUACACCCUGCAGGAGCUGCUGGCCAGGGACACGGUGCAGGUGGAGCUCAUCCCCGAGAAGAAGGGCCUGUUCCUCAAGCAUGUGGAAUACGAGGUGUCCAGCCAGCGCUUCAAGUCCUCUGUGUACAGACGCUACAAUGACUUUGUGGUCUUCCAUGAAGUGCUGCUUCACAAGUUUCCAUACCGCAUGGUGCCAGCCCUUCCGCCCAAGAGAGUGCUGGGAGCUGACAGGGAGUUCAUCGAGGGCCGCCGGAGGGCCCUGAAGCGCUUCAUCAACCUGGUGGCCAGGCACCCGCCCUUCUCAGAGGACACGCUCCUGAAGCUCUUCCUGUCUUUCAGUGGCCCAGAUGUUCAGCACAAGCUCAGGGAGGCGGCCCAGUGCAUGGGAGAUGAGUUCACGAGCUGCAAGCUGGCUGCCAGGGCCAAGGACUUCCUCCCUGCUGACAUUCAGACUCAGUUUGCCAUGAGCCGGGAGCUGAUUCGAAAUGUCUACAACAGCUUCUACAAGCUUCGAGACAGAGCCGAGCGGAUCGCAGCCAGGGCCAUUGACAACGCUGCUGACCUUCUCAUAUUCGGGAAGGAGCUCAGUGCUUUAGGCUCCGACACCACCCCUCUGCCCUCCUGGGCUGCCCUGCACCUCAGCACCUGGGGCUCCCUGAAGCAAGCGCUCAAGGGCCUGUCUGUGGAGUUUGCGCUGCUCGCGGACAAGGCUGCACAGCAGGGUAAAAAGGAAGAGAAUGAUGUGGUGGAGAAGCUGAACCUCUUUUUGGAUUUGCUGCAGUCCUACAAAGACCUGUGUGAGCGGCACGAGAAGGGUGUGCUUCACAAGCAUCAGCGGGCACUGCACAAGUACGGCCUGAUGAAGAGGCAGAUGAUGAGCGCCGCGCACAGCCGGGAGCCAGAGUCCGUGGAGCAGCUGGAGUCACGAAUCGUGGAGCAGGAGAACGUGAUCCAGACUAUGGAACUCCGAAACUACUUCUCCCUGUACUGCCUGCACCAGGAGACACAGCUCGUCCACGCCUACCUGCCUCUCACCUCGCACAUCCUGGGGGCCUUCGUGAACUCCCAGAUCCAAGGGCACAAGGAGAUGAGCAAGGUGUGGAAUGACCUGAAACCGAAGCUGAGCUGCCUCUUCUCCGGACCUCACAGUGUGCUGACGCCACCCCGCUCCCCGCAGGAGGACGGCGUGUGUCCCCACUAGGGGCAAGGCCCACAGCAGAGCUCCCGUGGCCUCACUAAACCUCUUUGCAAACAGUGUCCCUGGCUGAUUCCCUUCAGGCAGCAGCCACUGCCCUGAGCUGCCUGUGGGCUGUGCUGGUGGUCUUUGUGCCUCCCUGCUCCUGGGCAGGAGGUCUGUGUCCCCUGUCUGCCCUGUGGCCUGCUGAUCAGGUCGGUAGUGGGAAGUUAGGGUGCUUUGGAAUGGUUUGUGCCCUGUGCCCACAGUGCUAAGGGCCUUUUGUACCCAGCAAGUGGUGUGUCUGGGGGAGUGUGGAAGGUCACUGAGUGCUGGGGGAGCCUAGGGGUUAACCUAGCAGCAAACAGGUUGAAGGACUGGCCUGCCCUAUGGCCUGGCAAGGAGCUGCUCAAUCCCUGAGGGUGGGAACGGGACCAUAGGCUAGGGCGUGCAGACAUUCUGGGAGGCGUGUUUGAGGCCAGGCGGGAAGUGUGCUGCAGGAGGGAGCGGAGUGUGCAGGGUUUGGUGCUUUGGAGGACAGAUUUCACUCCAGUGCUAUCCAUGGAGCCCAGGUCCACAGCCUCUCGAGGUCUACGGUAGAUCAGGGCUCGGGGUCCUUUCUUGUGUUGGGUUUUGGAGGGUGGGAGUGAGGAGGGCUUGUGGAGGAGCACCGGAGAUGGGCAUCCCUGUUGGGUGCCCAGACCUCAGGAGCAAGAGUGUGGGCUGCUUCCCACCAGGCUGUCGGGCAGCAGGUUCCACCUGGAUGUGAGCCGUUUCCUUUACCGAUCUCCCGCCCCUGUGUUUAGUGCUCCAGGACCCCAAGCCUGGCAAUGGAGCCUGCCUUUUCUCACACAGUCACUCCCAGACUGGGCUGUGGGUACCUGACUCCAAACUUGAGGUUCCACUCCCAGGGUGCAGCGGAACCAAGAGUCCCUGCACGCUUCUGGCAUCCUGCUGCCCAAGCUGUGUGCCACUCCACAGCAUGCCUGUGGCUGCCAGAAAGAUGGAGAAGCACAAGUAUCGCUGGAUCUCCCUCCUGCUUGCCCCUUUUCCUGGGUCGAGUGGGGCCCAGCCUUAGCCUUAACUGGACAGUCCUGGGGCCAGCAGAAUGGGAGUGAAGGGAACAGUUUCUCUGGGUGCUCCCUACUUUGAAUUAGCCUGCCUGGCUGAACAGCUGGGCAGGGGCAGUGGGGCUCUGGGUGAAGGGAGUCAGGAAGCUGAUGAUGUGGGCUCCGCUUGAUGGAUGAAGCACUUUAUGGACUGCGGGAAUCAGUUACUGCCACACCCAAUAAACUGGAAGUGUUUACA